AUAUACCUAAAAAGAAAAACAGUCCUGAAGGUGCAACACGUCAGAUAUCAUCCUCCAACAAUACAUACUAGCACAACAAACUUAGCAUGAUGUCUCACUGGCAUUAUAGAUAGGAAGCACUUAUCAAAAGACACAAGAUAUGAAUAGCACAAAUGUUUGCAUGAGCAGAGGGGCCCAAUGAUAUAAUAAUGUGACAUUAAUGCACAGCAUUAUAUAUGAACUGCCAGUAAAGUAAUAUUGUAGGUGUGCAAAAACAGUACUUUGCAUCAUUCACACAGUGCCAGUAUGCAAAACCUAUAUCGACACUGUUAUGUUUUUUAGGGCCCAUCGGUGAUGGAAAACCUACAGAACUUAUUGAAGCCAGUUAUAAGUCGAUGCAAUGAAAAUUAGCUGAUAAUUGCAACAUUGUAUUCAUAAUAAGUUUGUUUAGCCCUCCUGAUGACACACACAUCUUUUUCAUCUAAGGAAACCUGACAUCACUGAUCAAUUCAGCCAAUGUUACUUAAUGCUUUAAAAGGGCCUAGUGCUCAAUGCUUACUGAUGAUGUGUGUUUGAUUAUUUUACUUUAAUUCAUUCAUUUGAGGAUGCCAACAGGACAUUGUCAUGUUGGUGCCGUCGGUUUCUAUCCAGCUGUCACUGAUGUUGAGUUGUAGUAUUCAGUGGACAGCAUUCUUUCGCACUCUUGGAAUUAUUUCCAAAAGCCUAGAAAUGAAUGCAAAUGAGUUUUCUUGCAAGCUUUUUGGUGCAUUUGAAUUCAAAUGCACAAAUUGGAGGCCUUGGACUUAAGUUGAAGAGCUCAAGCCCCCGCCAUCCCAACCACCCCCCGGCUACAACAAAACAAAUGUCCUUAGCUCAUUUUUUCCAAAAAUCACUACACUUCUAAUAUCACAUAGAACAAAUAUUUAUGUCUGUUUUACCAGCACUGUGCUCAUCUGUUUCUGCUCAGCUUGGAGAAAUCUUAGAGUACGGAGAUGUUUGUUCUCAUCUUCUGUCCACUUUGUAAAUCAUCUCAAAUGACCCUUUCUCUCAUAAAAGUUUCUUAGCUCAGGGUUUUUUUCAUUUAAUGUACUUACUCUAUUACUCUUUCCAAGUGAAGUGUAGUUCUGCAUUCAGUCCAAUUCAGUGGCUUCCAUGUCGACAUUUAUCUGACCUUAAUGGUCCGUGAUUGGGUUAUUGUGUCUCUUAAAUUCUUUAUAUAAACCUCAACACAGCACCACUGCCAUUACCAAGAGGCCUCACACAUAUCUGAUGCACCUUUUUUGUAUAGGCCUACUAUACACACUUCAAAACAUGGUACAUGACACAACUGAUGACUGGUGAGGUACUGUGAGGGCAGUGUAUAAACACCUUGAUGGUACCUCAUUUUCUUAUUUCCCUCAUGAACACAGAUAGGUUUUAAUUCGGUUGUCAUUUCAUUCUAACUCGAUGGGCCAGUGUGCAAACCAGUUGUAUCUGAUUCUGCUACUCACUCCAUAUUAGAAUGUAUACCAUAGAUAGAAUCUUACCCAUCAGGUUAACAACAGCUCUGAGGGAAGUUGUCAUUAUCUCUUGGUACUUGAAAUCCCAUGGACUAAACCCUCCUUUGAGCUGUAAGGUGCUGUGUUAUUUGUAGAGAGACAAGCACCUCUGCCUUGGGUGCAUACGCCAAAGUGGUUAUGUUUUUCGUUCUAUGUGACAUGUUUGUACAUGCAGAUAUGUGUGUGUGUGUGUUUAUACAUUUAUACACUUAAAGCCUUUACAACCAGAGUCAGUGGUUCAGUCAACCAGGGUCAUUUAAUGUCAGAGAAUAUGUUUUUUUUUCCCUUUGUCUUUUAUGUCCACUGGUAUCAUUAACCAAAGUCUGCAGAGUCUGUGAUCUUAGUGUCUCAGGCAUCAAUAUACCCUCAUGAAUGUUAUCUGUGGUGUGAUAUCUGUUUUUUUAAAGUGCAUUUAUGGAUGGGCUGACACAUUAUAUUAUGAACUUAAAAAAUACCCCAAUAUGUAGCCCUUCUAUUCACAGGAAGUUGUGAUUUAGCAAAUAGUAAUAACUUUUUACUAGACAUAUGUUUAUACAUUGCAUCCUCCUUUUUAAAAUCACAUCUGUACACAACAUGUGCCAAUAGAAGAUGAAUAGUCACACUUUGUAUGAUUAUAAGCUUUAAGUUGUCUGUAUAGUUGUUUAAUAUAUGAUAUGCUUAUUUGUAUGUGUGUGACAUUGGUGUGUAUUUAUAUUGUGCAAGGAUAAUGGGUGUGGGUUUAAUUUAAAAUGCUUGAAUUUUAAGCAAUCACAACAUUAAAAUGAAACUCUUGACAGGAUGAAAGCCAUGUACUCAUCAACACCCUCAUUAAAAUCUAAAAUCAGUUGAAAGCUGUUUUUUAAAUUGUUUUCUCUGAGACUCAAUGAGCGAGUUCAAUUGAUUGCACAGAAAUUCUGGCAUCUAAUGGUCAGUAUGAUAAACAGCAGUGUGUUGACUAUUCGAAAAAACGUUCAUUAAAUUAAUGGUCAACGUGCCUCUUCAAACAAUAUUUUUGUUAUAUCAAAUUAAGGUUCCGCCUCUAGGGAAUAAUGUCCGCAUAGUUCAACCCCCCCCCACCUCAGCCAUCCCUCCCUCUUAAAACCCCUUUGCACCUGAGAGACAAGGUGCAGCUGACGGACAAAACAAAGACAGCCACACAUGCGCAUCUUUAAACCAUGGAUAACUUAGGUUUUGUAUUGAAUAUGUCAGUUAUCUUAUCAAAUGACUCCGAAACGUCUUGCAAGUUGGAUAUUUGUACCAGUAAUUCGGGACCAUAUGAAUCUGCGUUACUAGUAGACGCCUGGCUUGUGCCACUCGUCUUUGUCAUUUUUAUGAUCUUUGGAGUCUGUGGAAACUCAUUAGUUCUUUAUGUUAUAUACAAGCAUAAGAAAAUGAGGAGUGCAACAAAUGUUUACAUUGGUAAGUCUGAAUUAAAUUAUUCAAAUAAUUUAGUGGCUACACUUUGAGCUAUAUGUUGCCUAUUUAUUUAUAUAACUGCUUGUAUUUCUUUAGCAAGCCUGGCCACAACGGACAUUGUUUUUCUGGUUUGCUGUAUACCAUUCACUGCAAUGCUUUAUCCUUUGCCAAGUUGGGUCUUUGGGAACUUAAUGUGCAAACUGGUCAGCUACAUCCAACAGGUGUCUGCCCAAGCCACGUGCGUAACACUGACCGUGAUGAGUGUGGACCGCUGGUACGCGACAGUGUAUCCCAUCCGUUCUUUGCAGUACCGAACGCCAAGGGUAGCUGCCGCAGUCAGCCUUGGCAUAUGGAUAGGGUCAUUUCUGCUGUCCGUUCCAGUGCCUUUGUACAGCAGAACUAUGGUUGAGGAAGAACAUGGCCCUCAGGUCUUCUGCACCGAGACCUUCCCUACUGCGAUGCACAUGAACAUUUUCAUCUUGUACAACUUUCUGGCUGUGUAUCUGCUCCCCCUGUUCACCAUCUGCAUCUGUUACUUGCUCAUGCUCCACCAAAUGGGCCGUUCCUCUGUUGAGCCCAUUGACAACAACUACCAGCUGCAGGUCCUGACUGAGCGCUCGGCGGCCUUUAGGGCCCGUCUGUCACUCAUGGUCCUGGUGAUGGUGCAGCUCUUCCUGCUGUGCUGGGGCCCCAUCCAGCUCUACAUCCUGGUGCGGGCGUUCAGCCCACACUUCCAGUACAACUACUGCACCUACAAGCUGAAGAUCUGGGCACACUGCAUGUCCUACCUUAACUCCUGCAUCAACCCUGUUGUAUAUGCCUUCAUGGGGGCCCAUUUCCGCAAGGCCUUUCGGAGGACCUUCCCCUGCCUGUUUAAGCAGCGUGUGGCUGCUGCCCCACCACCACCCAACAGGAAUGCACAUACUGAGAUGCAGUAUGUGUCAUAGGAUGCCUCUACGCAACUGCCAGCAUACGUGUUGAUGAUAAUGAUGACAAUGAUAAACUAAUGGGUCAGCAGCCCUCCUACACCUACAUGUAUUUUCCAAAGAUGUGAAUACCUAUGUGACCUUAGUGAA
This is a messenger RNA of Alosa alosa (allis shad), 3988 nucleotides long. RefSeq names its product G-protein coupled receptor 54-like. The record is from RefSeq and is a predicted model, not a curated record. Gene Ontology annotation, cellular component: membrane. The transcript has 4 exons. Lineage: Eukaryota; Metazoa; Chordata; Actinopteri; Clupeiformes; Clupeidae. Gene Ontology annotation, biological process: neuropeptide signaling pathway. Bases 3065 to 3859 code for a protein of 264 amino acids. Gene Ontology annotation, molecular function: G protein-coupled peptide receptor activity.